AUGAGGAAGAGGUGGGUGGAACGGCAGCAAGGGAUGCAUAAGAGGAGGAAGGAUUAGGUUCAGAGAAAGGAACUUAAGAAGAAUCUCUCCAGAUACUGGAUGAAAUAAGAAGUAUGGGUACGUUUGUGACCCUGGCAGAGGUUUUGGAGGCCCGGGGCUCACCGCUGGAUGAGGAUGAGGUCUGGUGUCUGCUUCUUGCCACCACAGAUGCCUUACUCGAAAUCUCCAAAAAAGGUUCAGGCAACAUGUGCAGCGUGCUGAGCCCAGGCUCAGUGCUGCUCUCAGCCAACGGGAGUCUGGCCUUCAAAAGCUGUGCUCGAAAUGAAGACGUGGCCUCCUUCACAGCCCCUGAAGUCCAGCAGGGUCACACCGCCUCCUCGAGGACUGCAGUCGAAAAGAUGGUUGUAUACUCACUGGGGAUGACUCUUUAUUGGUGUGUUGACUAUCACCUACCUCACAACCAGCCAGUCCAAAUAAGUGCUGAGCUGGAAGGUUUGCUACUGAGCAUGUGCGAGGACAUGAUGUUGAGAAGGACGGACCUGCUAACGGUGCUGGAAACCUGUGAGCUACACCACAAGGCUUCAAUGCUUCCUCCUGCAGAGCGUCUCAUUAGGCAGCUGGUGGAGGAUGUUUACAGAAACUCGGCUGAUCACGUCUCCAUGGCUGAUAAUGGAUCCCAGCUAACAGACCGCAGUCAAGUGGUCCGGGACAGAUUACACAGGAGCUCUUUUAGUAACUCAACAUGGUCGCUGAAGAAGAAGAUGUCCGGAACAUUCUCGGGGGUAUCUUAUUCAGCUAAUGCCACAGGGAUUCCCUUGGGAGGCCGGCAAAUAGAGAGGUACGGCAGCUGGCAGCAGCUGAACCGCAGCCCCGGUAGUCCUUAUAUGGAUGCUAAUCGAAAUGCCAACUCAAGAUCCCUCACACAGUUUGACUCCUCAAUGAGUCUGAAUGAUAAGAAAGUAAAGGACAUGGGUCCUGAGUUUAUUAGAGUGCUGGAUGAGCCGCUGGUUGUCUUGGAACUUCCUGGAUCCAUUGUGUCAAAGAAAGGGAAAUCUCCUACCACUCAAAGAGAGCUGAGUGUUGUAAUGCCGAAUGGCCAGAGCAUCCUUGUCAGGUGCGAGGUGAAAUCCAGAGGAGGAGACGUCUUUGACAUGAUUGUGGCUCACUUCAACCUUGUGGAGCAUUUCUACUUCGGCCUUGCUUACAUUGAUGAUAAUGAGUUUUUCUUUGUGGACAAUGAUACCAAGAUUUCUAAAGUUGCUCCAGAUAGCUGGAAAAAAGUGCCUACUGCCACCUUUGUCCUUUUCUUCAGGGUCAAAUUCUUCAUCAACGACAUUUCUCUUCUUUUGCACAAACAGACCCGACACCAGUAUUACCUCCAGCUUAGGAGAGAUCUUUUGGAGGACAGGCUGUCCUGUCAUGAGGAGACUGCUCUGUACCUAGGAGGUCUGGCCCUGCAGACGGAGUAUGGAGAUUCCAUGCCUGAGGUAUAUGGUAGGGGCUACUACCGCCCUGAUCAGUAUGUCUCCAAGAGCGUGUUGGAGAAAUGUGCCUUGCCUUACAUUCAGGGGGAGCUGUUGCGACUUCACACCAACAAUGCUCAAAUGCUCACCGACGAAUCAGAACUUGAAUUUCUAAAGGUGUGUCAACAAUUGCCUGAGUACGGCGUUUCGUUCCACCGUGUGACACGGGAGAAAAAGCCUUCAGACGGAGAGAUUAUUCUUGGGGUUUGUGCCAAAGGUGUUAUCGUCUAUGAGGUGAAAGAUGGCAGUAGAUCCACUGCUCAGACUUUCUACUGGAGGGAAACAGCAACCAUCUCGUCUUAUAAGCAUAAAUUUGUAGUAGAGUGCCGGGGCAGCAAGAAGAAGCACACGUUCAUCACGGAGAGGUCGAAGAUAGCCAAGUACCUUUGUAACCUUUGUUCAGCGCAGCACAAGUUUAACAAUGAGAUGAACUCCCGUCAGCUGAGCCACAGCCUGGUGUCAGAGGACAACAUUGUGCAGUACGCAGCAGUGUGCCGUGCUCAGAGCAGCCAGCUUAAGUCUUCCUCAUGUUCUGAGACUCCUCAGGAUGACAGCGGUCUGACCACGCCUCAGAAUGAGUCCUUGACCAAGCUGUAUGAUGAUGUCACAGCCAAGAUCGAGGCCCGCAUAAAACAGCAGCACCUCAACGAGCAAAGCAGUCAGCGCAGCAGCAGUGGUAUGCUCUCACCAUCGUGCUCUCAGAGGAGUGGAUCUGAAGCCCCUUGUGGUUCGCCAGCAGCCCAAGAAACUCCAACUAAACUGGGGACACCAUCUGAGAGAGAAGUUAUAUGUGUUUCCUUAAAGAAAGACCCAAAGCUUGGCCUAGGUAUAGUAAUAGUUGGCGAGGACACAGUAGGGCAUUAUGAUUUGGGCAUCUUUGUAGCCUCUAUUGUGCCUGGUGGACCUGCUGAUAAAGAUGGACGCAUCAGAGCUGGUGGCCGACUGAUCUCUCUGAACCACAUCAGCCUGGAAGGUGUUACCUUCAGCGAGGCAGCAGAGGUCAUGCAAAACAGCCCAGAGGAGGUGCAGCUUAUUAUCUCACAGCCGAAAGUGUCUCUGCCAUUAUCCACAGUUCCCAUCAGUCCCAGCAGUAAUAAUUGUCGUUCUCCUGGGUUGAGAAAAUAUAUAUCCCAGACAACACUAAUGACAGAUGGACGAUCGAGAGAUGAUAGCCUUGAUGAGAUUGUGUCAGUCAUGAUGACUCCAAAGACCAGCAAGAAACUACACUUCCCCCCUGAAGUUCGAGUUCUCAGUACACAGGAUAGCUGUUCUGUGAAGCCGGAAGAGAUCAGCAUGGAGCUCAGGAAGAUAUCAGGAAAUCUGGGCAUUAGCAUAUCUGGUGGCAUCAACACUAACCUUCCUAAUGGAGGAAUCUACAUCAAGAGCCUUGUUCCAGGAGGGGCUGCUGAGAGAGAUGGACGUUUGCAUAUAGGUGACAGACUGUUGGAGAUCGACGGCACUAACUUCCAGGGCUUCACCUACCAGCAGGCUGUGGAGUGCUUGAGUAAAACUGGGGAGGUAGUGUCCUUGGUUGUGGAGAGGGAGUUGGUCAACCUACCCAGGGUCUAUCUUAUUGCUGACACCAGCAGCACUGUAUCCAAUCCGAACCUGAGUUCAUCUACCAGCCAGCUAAGAUGCAACAGCUCCUCAUCUGUGAGCACUACUUUAAACACGAUAUCUGAUCGGCCCUACGAGUACAGCUUUGUUACUGAUGACAACACCAAGGAAGUGACUCUGAUCAAGAAUGAGAAUGGGCUGGGCUUCAGCUUCUUGAUGUGUGAGCUGGACCCGCCCAUCCGAGAUUUUGGGAGCCUCGUCCGGAUAAAGCAGCUUUUCCCGGGUCAGCCUGCUCAGCAGAGCGGCAGAAUCCAGGAGGGAGAUGUCCUGCUGGCCAUCAAUGGCCAGUCGCUCAAGGAGCUGUCCUAUCCAAAGGUGCUAAAGCUUUUCAAAACUUCUCCACCUGAAGUCCAGCUGACCCUCUGUCAUCCUCCACCAGGGAUUCUUCCUACAAUUGAUCAGUUCGCUGGCUCAUGAGUGACCUCAUCGUUACACAGCGCCGGCAUCGUCUGAAGCAACCGUGGGCUUUAGAACGAAGCAGGAGGUGGCGACGGAGACUGUAGGGAGAACGGCCGAUAAAGCUGUUUUGAUCAGUUGACAGGAACAUUAAGCUGAUCUACUAACUGGACUCCAACACUGUAGAAAGAAAUAAAGACGGGAUAGAAGAGCAGAGAGGCUGGAGACACAGUACGGCUAUUUCUGGACAGAAUAUCUGAUGUAUAGCAAACAUUUUGGUGACAUCAAAACAAGAAGACGACUGGAGCAAACCUCUUGAAGUGACA
Molecule: messenger RNA, 3862 nt
Organism: Neolamprologus brichardi
Lineage: Eukaryota; Metazoa; Chordata; Actinopteri; Cichliformes; Cichlidae
Gene: frmpd2
Product: FERM and PDZ domain containing 2
Cellular component (GO): cytoskeleton
Molecular function (GO): protein binding
Source: RefSeq, a predicted model, not a curated record